Molecule: messenger RNA, 1270 nt
Organism: Hemicordylus capensis (graceful crag lizard)
Lineage: Eukaryota; Metazoa; Chordata; Lepidosauria; Squamata; Cordylidae
Product: carbonic anhydrase 4-like
Exons: 10
Coding region: 154-1077 (307 amino acids)
Cellular component (GO): plasma membrane
Molecular function (GO): zinc ion binding; carbonate dehydratase activity
Source: RefSeq, a predicted model, not a curated record
UGUGCUGCCUCCUCCCACGGCUACCCGACAUUCGGUGGCAAGAAUGAUCAUGAGAACCAGUCCUCUGUAAACAAGUGUAUUGAAUUUCAGAGAAAACACUUUCUUCAGGGCUUUCUAAAAGGAAAAUUCGGAACUGCACAAUGAAAUGUAGCCAUGGAUGGCGUGGGCCUCACUCUGAAGCCAGCACUGCAAGUAUUGGCUCUGCUGCUGCUAAUGGGAGGAUUCUACGUUAGCUGUGAAGAAUCCUGGUGCUAUGACCUACCAAGCUGCGGGCCCAGGACAUGGAGGAGCCGCUUCCCUACCUGCAAUGGUGACAGGCAGUCUCCUAUCAACAUUGACACCAGGAGAACAGUGAAUGAUGCAUGUCUGGGUCCGAUUAAGUUUGUUGGCUACGGAGACCGUUUGAGGCCAACAGAAAUUAAAAACACAGGACAUUAUGCGGAGGUUGAAAUGAAGAGCGGAGCCACCAUCUCAGGGGGUGGACUUCCAGGAACCUACCAACUGAGGUCCUUCCACUUCCACAUGGGCACGUACAACCGCCGAGGUUCCGAGCAUGCAAUCAAUGGCAGGCGCCACUCCAUGGAGCUCCACAUAGUUCACACCAAAGAAAACUUGAGUCCUGAAGAAGCAAAAAAGGACCCUGAAGGAUAUGCUGUCCUUGCAUUCUUCAUACAGAAAUCCAGAAGCGCUCCGGUUUCUGCUGCAUGGAAGACUCUGGCCGACCUCAUGGAAACCAUCCCGGAAAAAAAUGACUCGACACAUCUGAAUGGGGAAUUUUCCCUGGGGGCCUUAUUGAGCAGGGCGGACCUGAGCAAGUAUGCCCGUUACAAGGGCUCCCUCACCACACCCAUAUGCAAUCAGGCCGUGAUCUGGACAGUCUACGAAGAGCCAAUCUUGGUUCCUCACUAUGUGGCAAAGAAAUUCACCGAAAGCCUCUAUUUUACCACAAAAGAAGAAGGCAGGAAGAUGCAAAAUAAUUACCGUCCACUCCAGCCAGUAAACCAACGAAAAAUUCUUUGCUUCAGCGAAAAUGAAUCCCCUUAUUAUCAGGACUGUUAUGGCCACAGGGAAAUCUGAGCUAACAGGAGUGUGGUGUGGAUGCUCCAGCCAUAAGCCCAGGACAAUCCCCUCCUUUCCUCCCUCCCUUCAGGACCAAGGAUCAAUAAUUUCUGCCUGCAUUGUGGUGGUGGUGGUGGGGGGGCUACCUCCACAGGCUUACAGGAGGAGUUUUGCUCCCGCAGGGAACGUGUCGUCUUCUUUUUUGGUGCUA